UCAAAUUCAACUCUCCGUUUACAAAUAGCAGAGAGAAAGUUCUCUAGUCUUCUUCUAUUCAGAGAUCGAUCAUGUCGCAGCAGCAGCAGCCGGAGAAAUACAUAUUCCAAGUGGAGGAAGGCAAAGAAGGUAGCGAUGGAAGACCAUCCGUUGGACCUGUGUACAGAAGUUUCUUCGCCAAGGACGGCUUCCCGGAGCCGAUCGAAGGAAUGGAUAGCUGCUGGGAUGUUUUCCGGAUGGCUGUUGAGAAGUAUCCAGAGAAUCCGAUGCUUGGCCGCCGUGAGAUUGUUGACGGAAAGCCGGGGAAGUAUGUAUGGCAAACGUACCAAGAAGUGUACGACAUUGUUAUAAAGCUGGGAAACUCUCUCCGAAGUUGUGGAGUUGAGGAGCAAGCUAAAUGUGGUAUCUAUGGUGCUAAUUCUCCUGAGUGGAUCAUAAGCAUGGAGGCAUGUAACGCACAUGGACUGUAUUGUGUCCCUUUGUACGAUACACUAGGUGCUGGUGCUGUGGAAUUCAUUAUUACCCAUUCUGAGGUUUCAAUUGUCUUUGUGGAGGAGAAGAAGAUCUCUGAGUUAUUUAAGACAUGCCCAAACGCGACAGAGUACAUGAAGACCGUUGUGAGCUUUGGUGGUGUCACAAGUGAACAAAAGGAAGCAGCUGAAACUUUUGGGUUGGUUAUAUAUGCUUGGGAUGAAUUUUUGAAACUGGGCGAAGGAAAGCAAUAUGAUCUUCCCAUCAAAAAGAAGAGUGACAUUUGCACGAUUAUGUAUACUAGUGGAACCACUGGUGAUCCAAAGGGAGUGAUGAUAUCGAACGAAAGCAUUGUUACCCUUAUCGCUGGAGUGAUCCGUCUACUGAAAAGCGCUAACGAAGCCUUGACUGUGAAAGAUGUGUACCUUUCUUAUCUUCCCCUUGCCCACAUCUUUGACCGAGUUAUCGAGGAGUGUUUUAUCCAACAUGGUGCUGCAAUUGGCUUCUGGCGUGGGGAUGUCAAGUUGUUGAUAGAAGACCUUGGCGAGCUUAAACCAACUAUUUUUUGCGCUGUACCUCGUGUCCUAGAUAGAGUUUACUCAGGUCUUCAGCAGAAGCUUGCUGCUGGCGGAUUCUUCAAAAAGUUUAUGUUUGAUUCUGCAUUUUCCUUUAAAUAUGGACAUAUGAAGAAAGGCCAGUCUCAUGUAGAGGCCUCUCCAUUAUGUGACAAACUUGUAUUCAGCAAGGUUAAACAAGGGCUCGGAGGCAAUGUGAGGAUCAUUCUAUCGGGAGCUGCUCCUCUCGCUAGUCACGUAGAGUCAUUUCUAAGAGUGGUGGCUUGCUGUCAUGUUCUUCAAGGAUAUGGUCUAACUGAGAGCUGUGCUGGAACUUUCGUCUCGCUGCCGGACCGACUGGACAUGCUCGGGACAGUUGGACCACCAGUGCCAAACGUUGAUAUCCGCCUUGAAUCUGUACCCGAGAUGGAAUAUGAUGCUCUUGCAAGUACUCCACGUGGUGAAAUCUGCAUUAGGGGAAAGACCCUUUUCUCUGGAUACUACAAACGUGAAGACCUCACAAAAGAGGUUCUUAUUGAUGGAUGGCUGCACACAGGUGAUGUUGGUGAAUGGCAACCAAAUGGAAGCAUGAAGAUAAUUGACAGGAAGAAGAAUAUCUUUAAACUCUCACAAGGAGAGUAUGUUGCGGUAGAGAACUUGGAAAACAUCUAUGGUGAAGUUCAAGCUGUUGAUUCCGUGUGGGUGUACGGGAACAGCUUUGAAUCAUUCCUAGUGGCAGUCGCCAAUCCAAACCAGCAUAUCCUUGAAAAAUGGGCUGCAGAAAACGGUGUGAGCGGUGACUACAACGCUCUCUGUCAAAACGCCAAGGCAAAGGAGUUCAUCCUCGGAGAACUUGUGAAAAUGGGCAAAGAGAAAAAGAUGAAGGGGUUCGAGAUCAUCAAGGCGGUUCAUCUAGACCCAGUGCCAUUUGACAUGGAACGCGACCUUCUCACUCCGACCUACAAAAAGAAGAGGCCUCAAUUGCUGAAACACUUCCAGAGUGUGAUCGAUGAAAUGUACAAGACAACCAAUGAGAGCUUAGCUUCCAGAAAGUAAAUCCCUCCUCAAAUAUCCGGUCUCUUUUGUUUUUUCUUUGCGUCUCUCAGUAGGCUCUUCUAUCAUUUGUGUAACAAUAUUUCAUAGCAUCAGAUCAGAGCUUGCUACAUACUGUCUUCUUUUCAAAUCUGACUUUAUCUGUUAAAUUACUAAGUUUAAUUGUUAAUCCUUUCAAACU
Messenger RNA from Raphanus sativus (radish), 2259 nucleotides. RefSeq names its product long chain acyl-CoA synthetase 4. Gene Ontology annotation, molecular function: long-chain fatty acid-CoA ligase activity. Gene Ontology annotation, biological process: fatty acid metabolic process. NCBI's taxonomy places the organism in Eukaryota, Viridiplantae, Streptophyta, Magnoliopsida, Brassicales, Brassicaceae. The transcript has 18 exons. The coding region runs from base 72 to 2081 and encodes 669 amino acids. Gene Ontology annotation, cellular component: endoplasmic reticulum; membrane. The record is from RefSeq and is a predicted model, not a curated record.